CUGAACUGCUGACUUGUCUAUAAAAAUCCAGGCACUGCAUUCUCACUGGGUCCUUUGCACACUGUAGCUUCUUGUUUUUAAUUCUAGCAGAAGCUGAUGAUCAUGGGAUGUCUAGCAGAAAACUAUACGCAAAAUUGCUAGCCUGUGACAAGAUGUUUCAUUUGUUUGUUGCUGUUUUUUCAUCUCUCUGAUUUAGUGAUUGACAGACGAUCAUAUCGAAGUGGGCUUGCACUGUGCUGAGACCUGUGGAUGAGCUCAUGCAGAAAUCCAGUGAUAAAACCUGACUGGCAAGCAACUUGCAGUGAUACACUUGGAAGCAUUCCCUUUAUGAGUUUGAACUAAGGACCACUAAACAUGAAGCACUAAGCAGCUACUGAGCAGACAGUAAGAAAUGGGUGACUGGAGUUUCUUGGGGAACAUUUUAGAGCAGGUGAACGAGCAGUCCACUGUCAUCGGGAGAGUUUGGCUCACGGUGCUCUUCAUUUUCCGCAUCCUGAUCCUGGGAACAGCUGCCGAGCUUGUGUGGGGAGACGAACAGUCAGACUUUGUGUGCAACACCCAGCAACCUGGUUGCGAGAACGUCUGCUAUGAUGAGGCUUUCCCCAUCUCCCACAUCCGGCUCUGGGUCCUGCAGAUCAUUUUUGUGUCCACGCCUUCACUAAUGUACUUUGGGCAUGCAGUGCACCAUGUCCGCAUGGAGGAGAAGAGGAGAGAGAGGGAGGAAGCUGAGAGGCGUCAGCAAGCUGAGGUGGACGAAGAGAAGCUGCCCCUGGCUCCAAAUCAAAACAAAGGCAACAACCCUGACGGGGUCAAGAAGUUUCGCCUGGAGGGUACCCUCCUGAGAACCUACAUAUUCCACAUCAUUUUCAAAACCCUCUUUGAGGUGGGAUUCAUAGUAGGCCAGUACUUCCUGUACGGCUUCCGAAUUCUCCCCCUUUACCGCUGCGGGCGGUGGCCCUGUCCCAAUCUUGUGGAUUGUUUUGUCUCCAGGCCCACAGAGAAGACCAUCUUCAUUAUGUUCAUGCUGGUGGUGGCUUCUGUGUCCCUCUUCCUCAACCUGGUGGAGAUCACUUACUUGAUUGUGAAAAGGAUCCGGAGGGCUCUGAGAAGAUCAGUGGAGGAACAGCUUGGGGAGGUCCCCGAGAAGCCCCUCCCUGCCAUCACAGUCCCUUCCAUCCCCAAGGCCAAAGGCUACAAGCUGCUGGAAGAAGAGAAGCCAGUGCCCCACUAUUUCCCUCUCACAGAAGUAGGGGUUGAGCCCAGUCCCCUUCCAUCAGCCUUCAAUGAGUUUGAGGAGAAGAUUGGGAUGGGACCAUUGGAAGAUCUCUCCAGGGCGUUCGAUGAGAGGUUACCAUCGUAUGCACAAGCUAGGGAACCAGAAGAGGAGAAGGUAAGAGCAGAGGAGGAGGAGGAACUAGAAGAGGAGCAGCCAGGACCUCAAGAAGAGCCAGGGGUGAAGAAAGCAGUGGAGGAAGUGGUGAGCGAUGAAGUGGAAGGGCCUUCAGCACCUCCUGAACUGGCCACCGAUAUGAGACCCCUCAGCAGGCUAAGUAAAGCCAGCAGCCGGGCCAGGUCAGAUGAUUUGACUGUAUGAAGGUGCAGAAUAUAGGGAGCACAUGAAAAGGAAAAGGUUGAAGAGAAAAGGAGAGUUGGAGAAAGAAUCAAAAGCUAUUUUUAAGCAAAGUGCUAAAACGGUCAUUUGAAUAUUAUUUCCUCUUGAGAUUCUCAACUGGAAAGGUACUAUCAUGGUAGCUGUGCCUUAUUUGCCCUGUAUGUCUGUUUGAAAAGGAACAUUUUCCUUGUUUCCACACGCCAGCUCACUCUUUACAGUAAUAGCUACACUGUACACAUAACUGAUGUCUUUCAAAAUCUAACGUGGCAGUGAAACCCAAAUGUCACCACUGUGAAUGUAUUUACUGGAAGCUUUGUGUUCCACAUUUCUCUAGGAACAUGGGGAGGAUCUGUCUCUUCAGCCAGUGAUGGGGAAGACUGAUCAACAACUGCAUCUAGUAUUUCUUUUUCUAUUUCCACCCAUGGCAUGCUGAGCAGAACUCCCCUUUGCUGUUGGCAUGGAAUUGCAGUUAUUUAAUUCACAAAGUGAAUUCUGUGCUCAGCAUCACCACACUAAGAUAGUAAGCACUAUUUUCCCUCUAUAUUCAGAAAAUAAAGGCCAAAAUGUCCCCAAUUUCUCUGUGAAUGCAAAUCUGAGUUAGGUGAAAAUAUUUUCCCUUUGUCAAAAAUAUUUCUGCUCUUCAAGUGACAUCAACAGUGGACAAAGUUAACAAUAGCUCUGUACUAGGAUCUAGCAGAUGCUCACAGAUGGAUUAUUUGUUCCCAAGAGGGUCAUCCAGCCCCGAGCCUAUUUCAGAGAACUGGAAAGAGUAAAUUCAAGUGAUAUUUUUUACUUCUAGGCUUGUGACUUAAAGAUCUGAAACUUGAUUUAGCAAAGCAAGCGUGAGAAGGCUUCCGUGAAAGGGGUGAACAGAUACAGCCCACAAAUACAUGCCUUCAGGGCAUGAUCCUGACAUGUGCUCAGUCCCUGGAGCUCCCAGUCUUACAGGCACUCAGCAAAUCUCAGGUACAGAGUCCUGAAAACACCUGUGAACCUAAACCAGGGGUCUGGGUAACUGCGACUAUUUAAACCUCAAAAUACAAAACUGGUUGUUCAAGUUUGAAGUCUGAUAUGACAAUAGUCUUUAGGCAACCUUCACAGUAUCACAGUAUCACAGUAUGUUUGGGAUUGGAAGGGACCUCAAAAGAUCAUCUAGUCCAAUCCCCCUGCCAGAGCAGGAACGCCUAGGUGAUGUCGCACAGGAACAUGUCCAGGCGGGUUUUGAAUGUCUCCAGAGAAGGAGACUCCACAACCUCCCUGGGCAGCCUGUUCCAGUGCUCUGGCACCCUCACUGAGAAGAAGUUUUUUCUCAAAUUUAAGCGGAACCUCUUGUGUUCCAGUUUGAUCCCAUUACCCCUUGUCCUAUCAUUGUUUGCCACCGAGAAGAGCCUGGCUCCAUCCUCAUGGCACUCACCCUUUAUAUAUUUAUAAACAUUAAUGAGGUCCCCCCUUAGUCUCCUCUUCUCCAAACUAAAGAGACCCAGCUCCCUCAGCCUUUCUUCAUAACGGAGGUGCUCCACUCCCUUAAUCAACCUUUGUUUAUAAUUUGACAGAUGGAAGCCAUCCAGUGGUCUACUUUUCUGUUAAAUGCCAAAGUCCCAAGUGAAAUGAGGCCUUUCAAAAGAUGAAUUAUACCUUCUGUGCCAACAGGUCUGUACAAAACUCUCAGAGCCUCAGCGAAAUCUUUUUUGUUACAAAAGGCAGAAGAGCAUGUGCUUGCAAAUGUUUAAAUGUCUAAUUUUAGGACUACAGCAGCACCUUUAGGCAGGGACAGUGCAGCAAUGCGUUCAAAAGCUUCAGAUUAACAGCUAUGCCCCCCUAAAACUGAGCCUCAUUCUAGAAAAGUGCAGGUAUGUGCUCCCAUCUGCUCUGCUCUGCAAACCUCGGACCCUGCCAGCUCAGCAAAUUCCUUCUGCCAGGCUGCAGCCCAUCCUAUUGUUCCCAGGGCAGGCUCUAAUCCCAGUCAGGGAAAAAAAGGUCUUUGGCAUAAUGCAUAAAACUCAUCCUGCCAUUAGCUAGAAAAGACCCCCUGUGCUCUCCCAUUGUAGCAGGGCUGACUCCAAGCCCAUUGAUGUCAAACUGGGUUGCUGAAUGAGCUCUGGGUAGGCUUGGGCUCACACCUCCAGUCCUGUUGCCCCAUGUCCCAGCCCAAGCAGCCACCAGUACAGUCACUCGCUGGUCUAGCCUGCUCGGUGGAGUUCCACUGCCUCAUUAUGGUGCUGCCCUGUGCAAACACAAAGGUGGCUGGACUUUGCUGCUGAGUGAAGUAAGCUGUACAUAUGUAGAAAGUUUCCAGGGUGCAUUGGGAUUCUUCAGCACCAUAGUGGUGCCACUUUUUUUUUUACACUAUUAAUCUUUUUGCUCCUCUUGGGCCUGUGUAUUUUCCUAAGGUUUGCAGCCUGAGGUCAAAGUCUUUGCUCCCUGGACAAAAGCUGUUAGCUUGUCCUUCCUUGUGAAGGAAGACUGACAGUUACCUCCUCAGUUUUGGGAAGGAAUAUGACAAAGCAACAUACGCGAAGGGACAUGCAGAGAGAGAAUCUGGAGGCAACCAUUUAUCUACUCUCUUCAUACAGAAACACAAGAACAGUUAACACAAAUGAAAGACAUCUGAGGAAAGAGAAUGUUUUUCUGCAGGAAAAGAGUCCACUGUGCCCAAUUAAAAAUACAUGAAUUCAAGCAAGGGCAAAGAUUUAGACAUACAGCAAAAUAACUACAUUUGCGCUAGAUGGGGUCUAUUACUUUUUAUUUCCUUCACAGAAAGAUGUAAGAGAGUUUUAAUGGUUCUAAGCAUAAAUCAGCCCACUUGUCGAAAGGGGUUGUAAACACACUCGCCUGUAGCUAAAAACUAAAACCCUGUAAUGGUUCAGUAUGAAGUAUCUUCUACCUUCUUCAGAGCAUCUGACCAUUCCAGAUACCAAUGUACUGGACUAGAAGAAUCACUCCAACCCCUGUUUACUUCUAGUUAUUUGACAAGUCCUUUUACCUACCAGGUAUUUUAAUGAACAUCCCUGUUCCUGACUGCUGACAUGCAUUUUUUCAUUAGAUCACUGGACUAAAAGACGAGCACUUAUUCAUCAGAGGCAUAUAGUUCACAAUGUGGCUGUCAGGUGGUCCAGUCUCUAAUCAUCAGAUGUUGAGUAUAUGUCAUUCUUUUUCACUGGAGUGCCUCAGUAAAAUGCACCGUAGACAGCGUACUCAAUGGACACUCUGUAGUUCUUCCCCAGCUGCCACAGGAAAGCUUAUUUUAUCCUCCAGGUCAUGACAGCACAAUGAAACAAUCCAGCGUCUUCCUCCUGCAUCCAGUCAACUGCUUGUUGAUUUUUUUUCAAGUACCCUGCCAGGCUGCUAACAAAUCUGUAGCCACCAAGUACGAGCCACAGCAUCAAGAGAGCACUUCUCAGCGAACUGGGCAGGGAACUUAACAGUCUGGUUUUCUGGCAUUCAGCGUCAUCUCUGCAAUGAAAUCACUAUGGGACUGUCAGCAAGUCAUUCUUCCUUCUUGUACGACUGAGAAUAAUUUCCUACCUCACAAAGAUGAUGUGAGGUUCGAUAUAUUGUGUUAAUAAUAGAAUGGGAGGUCCUUGGAUGGAAGGCCCUACAGAUGAGCAAAGGAUUAUUGCUAUAUCUGGAUGUGAUAGCAUAUAAAUGAGUUUCACUCCCUCUCAAUGACAGAAAUUUAAUAAUUUAUUCAAGAAAUUCCUAGUGAAGUUGCAUGACAGCCUCAGAGUUGUAGAUUCAGUGUAUGAUUCUCCUUGAAAAAUAAUUAAGCAAAACAUAGAUAUAUAUGUAAAGAACAGCAAAAAAUAUUUUCUUGGGAAGGGGGAAGUCACUGGACUUUUAGAGCCAUGCCUGGAUCAUUUAAAGGUGUGUGUUCCCCAUUGGCUCCCUGUGCAAAUAAAUUACUAAUGGAUCACAUGACUCUCUGCAAGGAGCAUAAGAUGCAAGUGUCAAAACCACCAAAGGAGGUGAAAGUAGAAGAGAAAGGUAGUGUCUUAGCUUACAAUAGCAUGUGGGAGUUGGUGUUCUCUAGUGUCUAGAGCAGUGGACCUAGGAUAAUAAUCUUAGAUUUAUUUCCAGCUCUGCUUCUGACUUGCUGUGAUAAUCACUUUACCUUUCAGUGCCUGUUUUCUCCACCUGUAAAAUGUGUGUAAGAAUUUUCACCUACCUCACAGGGAUGUUGUGAGGCUUCCUUAAUUCUGUUUGUAAAGUAAGUAGCAAUGAUCUGAUGAAAAGCACUGCUGAAAUGCA
Columba livia (rock pigeon) is the source of this 5860-nucleotide messenger RNA. RefSeq names its product gap junction protein alpha 8 (gene GJA8). Gene Ontology annotation, cellular component: connexin complex. Gene Ontology annotation, molecular function: gap junction channel activity. The transcript is spliced from 3 exons. Gene Ontology annotation, biological process: gap junction-mediated intercellular transport; cell-cell signaling. Lineage: Eukaryota; Metazoa; Chordata; Aves; Columbiformes; Columbidae. The record is from RefSeq and is a predicted model, not a curated record. The coding region runs from base 392 to 1594 and encodes 400 amino acids.